Molecule: messenger RNA, 3604 nt
Organism: Phaedon cochleariae (mustard beetle)
Lineage: Eukaryota; Metazoa; Arthropoda; Insecta; Coleoptera; Chrysomelidae
Source: the annotation of a GenBank genome assembly
AUGGCUUCAUCACAUGGAUCUCUUUUGCCAAUUGAGAAACUUGAAGGUAUGGCAAACUACAACAACUGGAAAUUUGCGAUGCAAAUGUAUCUUAUUCAUGAAGAUCUGUGGGAAUAUGUGUCAACGGAAGUACAAGGUCCUGAUCCAAAGAAGGAUGAUAGGGCAAAAGCCAAAAUGUGUCUUAUGGUACAGCCGUCAGGUUAUUCGUAUGUAAGAAAUGCCUCGUCAGCCAAAGUAGCAUGGGAUAACUUGGCUAAAGCUUUUGAAGAUAAAGGACUAUCAAGAAGGUUGAGUUUACUCAGGAACCUGUUCUCAAUAACACUUUCCAAUUUUUCAAAUAUGGAAGAGAACGUUUCUGAGGUCAUGUCUUUAACUCAAAAACUGAAUGACAUAAAUGCAUCUCUAGAAGAUGAAUUUGUUGGUGUUAUCCUCCUAAAUGGAUUACCUGCAGAAUAUAACCCUAUGGUCAUGGCGCUUGAAAAUUCCAAUCAGAAAAUAUCAAGUGUAUUGGAGCGAGCAGUUCGUGUUCAACGUCCACGCUCGCAGCAUCUUCCCCUGCGACGUCCACAACGGCGGCGUGGCCGUCCUGUUCCAAUACCCCUCCUGCAUCCUGGCCACCGGGGACCGAGUGCGCCUGUUCGGCAGGCUGCGCUGGAACGUGGCCAGCCUGGCCCCUCCCACCUCCCUGGAGUACGUGGCGGAGCAGCGCGUCGUCAGGGGGCAGCACAGCAUGCACUUCGACUGUGAUCUGUUCACCGAGAAGUACGUGGAGUACUGCUUCGUGUACGUCAGCCAGGCCAUCAGCGGGGCAGUGGCUGAUGUCCGGAUGGACUGCGUACCGACGUUACCCGCCACAGAACAAGAAAGCGGUGGGUGGGGUCCCUGGAGCGAUUGGACGCCUUGCUCAACCACCUGCAUCGGGGGAACGAGAAGUCGUUACCGCUUCUGCGAUUCGCCACCCCCUAGAUAUGGCGCCAAGUUUUGCGAGGGCAAAACGGUGGAGACGGAACGAUGCGGCACGGGCAUCGGCGGCAGCUGGGAGUGCUUCCUGGGCGGCGGCCUGACCGGCGAGCUGGCGGCGGAGGUGCCCGAGGUAAAGGCGGAGGUGGGGCCGUACUGCCGGUGCGGGUGCGUCGUGCACCUGGGAGCGGCCAAGCCAAGGCGGCUGCUGGCGACUACGGCGCAGAGUUGCCCGGGGCGGACCUUCUGGCUGAUCCAGGCGGAUGAGGGCUAUCUGAUCCGCUUCAGGGUGGACCAAUUCCGAUCGACGUGCGGCACGCAGUCGCUCAAAGUUCGUGACGGCAACGCUCUCUCCGCCGACCUGUUGGCCGACCUGAGCGACGCCGUCGAGACGGGGCCGGCUGUCGUCAACUCGACCGGUUCGAACUUGCUGCUGGAGUUCUACUCGGAGGGGGUCAGCAGUAGCGGAAAAGCGUGCGUGGGAGGGUUCGUGGCGGAAACUUCACAGAUUAGGUCAAUAAAAAACAAUAUCAAGACCAUCUCGGUCGCUCAAAGUGUCGGGGUCAUUCCAGCAGUCGUCUUGAAACUAACUGCAGUCCACAUCGCCGCCAUAUUUUUCCUCAGCGGGCUAAUAAUCGCAACAGCCCUUCUUGGAGCCCAGUAUCUCUUUAGAUACCGUAAAUACCACAUUGCGAGAGCUGAAGAUCAGGAUUCAUUGGCAGAUGCAACAGGUUCUACCUCUAGCCUUCCGUUGACGACUAGGGCUGCAUCUAGCGCUACUCUACUCUCUGAAGUGAUCUCCAUGACCAGAAUUCGACCGAACAGAAACAAGCACAUCCGGUUGAGAGAAUCGAUGGAAUGCGAAACUUCGAGAAGUGAAAAUGAAGUGACGUUGGCAAAAGAAGAAGAAUCUUUGAGCGUGAGCAGCACCGCAACCUUGACGCAACCAGGUGUCACGACCGCUGCUGACGACGAAGCCAACGAGAAUAAAACCGAAGACCCCACCUCCACUUCGAGCCUCCCCACUUCCCCCCAAAGCAACGACUACCCCACGCUGAAGAGGUCCUCCACGAUGACGAGCGAGAAGGACGCAUCGACGGAGAAGGAGAAGGGGGUGAAGCUGUCCAGGAGGGAUGCGUUGAGAAGGCUCAGUAACGUCAGUAAUAUCACUUUGACCCAUGGCUGCUAUUCAUCAGCUGGUAGCAUGAUUAGUAGAGCAACAAUUGUGAGUACAAAUAAUGCAAAAGAGAAAAAGGACAAGAAGAAUCGAGAAAAGUUAUUGGCGGGACCAACUGGCUCAGAAUUUUCUAUAGCUGCGCAGGAUACCGAUUUGGAAAUGGACUACUAUGACUACAAUGUUGUCAAUGCUGGGGCUGCUCCAGGAUCAUAUUUAGGCAUGGAUCCUGCAUUCUUAGUAUGGAUUCCGCCACUAGAUGAAGGUGGCGAAAUUCUCCCAGACGAUGGUCACGAAUAUCAUGAAAUGGAAGAUAUAAGACCCAAAAUCUACAUCGAUCCAGGUAGCAAUAAAGAGUCCCCCGAAGAAGAAAUGUUAAUACCAAGACCUCGAGCUAUAUCCAUCGGCGAGAGCACCUCGAAAUGCUCUCCAAUCCUGAGAGCCAAGAAUAAAAAAGUGCAUCCUUCUAGGGGGGAUGUCGUUGAUAAUAAAUACAUCCACGAAGUAGAGCCAUUAGUUCACGGUAAUAAAGUUGUGAGCAUACAGCUGCACGAUUUUCCUAAGAGAUUGAGAACGUCAUCGAAGUUUUCGGAAAAAGAAGAAGAAAAGGAAACCAAGGUUGAGAAAUCGCCUAGUCUCGACGGUGAUUAUCUGGAUGAUAUCAAAUUUGCUGACGAAGAAGAAGACUUAUCAGAAACCCAGUGCAAUAUAGGUGUAUCAUAUCAAGAUUCGAAUAUAUUAUCUUCUAGUUAAGACUGAUGCGAGAAUUUUAUCAAAAAGUUGAAUAAGUAAGGGCAUUAAGAUAUAUAAACUUAUAUCAGAGAACCUCAGGGUAUAACUUUUGAAUUGCCAAAGAGUUGAAUGAGACUGAAUGUUACUGAUUGAAUGAUUACUAUGUUGACAGGAAACGGUUGAAGUACUUAAUUGGAGCUAGUCAAGAAUUGAUUAAAUGUAAACCAAAGUUGAUAAUAAUUGUGGAUAUAUAAAGGUAGUUUGUAGGCUAUUAGUUGUUUUGUAUUCCCAAAAGAGGGUAGGUUGCACUAUGGGUCUUGAUGGGAAAAAAAUCAAUAUUGAUAAAAACUAUCGAACCAAAUAAUUGUGAGAGGAGAUUUUUUUUCCACCAAGCUAAAAAUGAUUAGGCACCACGACAUUGCGGUCCAUUACUCGUAUAUACUCAGCAAAGAAUAAAUAUAGGUAUUUCAUGCAUUACGUUAGUAAAGAUAACAAAUAUCAAAAAAAUAUGUUUGAAAAAACAACGGUAUGUGCGAUUGCUGUUUCUACAUGAUCACAGUAGUUAUAUUAUUCAUCUCAUGUUCUCCAAUGGACAAAUGGCGAAAGUAGUUCAAUUGUUUUAUGGUUCCUUGUAUAAAAUUAUUUUUCGUUAUUCUUAUAUUAAAGAGCUAUUUAUUGAAUAUAAUUGAUUUAAGGAUUUUGGUAAAUGUAUUUAUUGCAAAAAUAAAUGAUAAGCAA